This is a messenger RNA of Drosophila suzukii, 693 nucleotides long. Its product is annotated as kunitz-type serine protease inhibitor bitisilin-1. Gene Ontology annotation, molecular function: serine-type endopeptidase inhibitor activity. The record is from RefSeq and is a predicted model, not a curated record. Lineage: Eukaryota; Metazoa; Arthropoda; Insecta; Diptera; Drosophilidae.
GCCACCAGUUGCGUGAAGCCAAUCGCCAAGUGAUCAAGUGAAAAUAAGAAGUACCAAAUUUAAAUACGAAAAAUGCGCGGACAAUUGAAAACCCUGGGAGUGGGAUGUGCGGUACUGGCAGCGGUGCUCCUUCUUCUGGCCGGGAGCAGCGAGGCGAGGCCCAUGGACCUGUACGACGACGUGAGCGACUUCUUCGACGCCAUCUCGCUGGACGAUGUGGCCAACACCGGGCGCAACACUCAUCCGGAGCAGUUCUGCCUGAUGCCGGCGCGCAAGGGAGUCUGCCGGGCUCUGAUCCCCCGAUGGCGCUACGAUCCGGAGCAGAAAAAGUGCGUGGAGUUCAAAUUUGGCGGCUGCGACGGCAACGAGAACAACUUCUCCAGCUACAAGGACUGCAUGUCCACCUGUGAGGGCAUGUAAGGACCUCCGAAUCCAGAUCCGGAUGGGGAUCGGCCUUUCACGGCGGACGUGUUGCCAAAGGCGCCUGCUUUUCCUUCGAGCUCUGAAAAAUAGCGAAACAAAGGCAGAAUACUCUACUUUAAAACUCACGCACAUCACAAUCCAUGCGAUUAACCGUCUCUUCUACCUAAUAUUUAUGUAGUUUCUGUCAUUGAUCCAUUUAUGUUGUAUUUUUUGGGUGUUCGACGCCCGCCACCCAUCUAGAGCUUAAGUUAUUGUGAUAAAAUAUUUUUA